This is a messenger RNA of Manihot esculenta (cassava), 1023 nucleotides long. Its product is annotated as ribonuclease 3-like protein 3. Gene Ontology annotation, cellular component: nucleus; cytoplasm. The transcript has 3 exons. Gene Ontology annotation, molecular function: ribonuclease III activity; RNA binding. Gene Ontology annotation, biological process: siRNA processing. The record is from RefSeq and is a predicted model, not a curated record. Lineage: Eukaryota; Viridiplantae; Streptophyta; Magnoliopsida; Malpighiales; Euphorbiaceae. The coding region runs from base 40 to 834 and encodes 264 amino acids.
CGACCGACCGACCGACCUUAGCUCUCUGCAUUGGUUGCCAUGGCAUACCACCAAGAAUCAGAAUCAAAAGAGCCUGCACUCAGGCAGAACUCGGAGUCUACUCAGCUGGAAUCGCUGCUGACUCUUGACGGAGUGGAGGAGAUUCUUGGUUACAGGUUCCAAAACCGGAGCUUAUUGGAAGAAGCUUUUACGGAUCCAUCGGUUCCGGAUAAGUGCUUUUCGUAUGAGCGAUUAGAGCACGUCGGAGACUCCGUGCUUAAUCUUCUCUUCACCAAGGAACACUACUUAAAGUAUCCCGAUUUGCCACCCGGUGCACUGACCCGGCUCCGCGCUGCUAAUGUUGAUACUGAAAAGCUCGCACGUGUUGCCGUCAAACACGGAUUGCAGCGGUUUUUGCACCACAAAAAGCCGCUCCUUGAGGAACAAAUUCGAGAAUUCUCCCAAGCGAUAUUGGACUAUCCACUCCACUCUAAUGGAUUAGUGGACGUGCCAAAAGUCCUUGCAGAUAUUGUUGAAUCCGUAGUUGGUGCUGUUUUCAUAGAUUGCGAUUUUUCAAUGGAUACAGUUUGGAAGGUGUUCAAGGAUUUGUUGGAACCCAUUAUUAGCAGGGAAACGCUCAAAAUACAUCCAGUAACGGAAUUGUAUGAAGUAUGUCAAAAAAGAAAUUUGAAAGUGAAAUUUGUGGAUAUGUGGAGAGAAACAAGGGCAUUUGAUGUAUUGAUAGAUGAUCAGCUUGUGGGCAGAGGAACAUAUGACCUAAAGAAAGAAAUUGCUCAUAAUAGAGCAGCUAAGGAUGCAUUACACAAUAUUAGAAGAAUACUGGAGGAGGAAUAAGGAGAUAUUGAUGAAUAAUGAUAUUUCGUUCGUAGACUUUAUUGUUUUUCAUUUAUGUCAUUAUUAAUUUUGAACAGUUUAUUUUAUUUUGAUCUGGUUAUUUUCAGACAAUCACGUUAGAUUGUAUUGGUCCUUGUAAAUGAAAUUGUGCUUACAUUUUUUCUAAUCUAUAAACAUUAUUGAGCAAAA